Messenger RNA from Arabidopsis lyrata subsp. lyrata, 1431 nucleotides. RefSeq names its product probable S-adenosylmethionine-dependent methyltransferase At5g37970. The transcript is spliced from 4 exons. Bases 55 to 1290 code for a protein of 411 amino acids. Gene Ontology annotation, biological process: methylation. The record is from RefSeq and is a predicted model, not a curated record. Lineage: Eukaryota; Viridiplantae; Streptophyta; Magnoliopsida; Brassicales; Brassicaceae. Gene Ontology annotation, molecular function: S-adenosylmethionine-dependent methyltransferase activity.
AAAAAUAAUAAUCACUUCGUUAGAAAAUACAAACUUUUUUCUCUCUAAGAAACCAUGUUGAGUGCUUUUUGGGGUCAUGCAUCAGCUAUUGCUAUAGCUUCACCAGUGGCCAGCAUUGUGGGUUUUCAAGGUGAUCGGACUACCAUAAGACGACCAACAUACGGAGAGAUGAAAUUUGUGGAAGUCGUUGAAAAACAUAGAAAAAUGCCAACAUUUCCUCAAUCAUUUCCAAUGAACGGUGGUGAUGGUCCUCACAGUUACCUCCACAAUUCCUCUUAUCAAAAAGUGGCGAUAGAUGGCGCUAAAGAAAGGACAAGGGAAGCAAUCUUAGAAAAACUCGAUCUUGAACUCCUGAACCGUAAUUCUGAUGCAAAUAUCUUGAGAAUUGCGGAUUUUGGUUGUUCCAUUGGACCUAACACGUUCGAUGUUGUCCAAAAUAUCAUAGAUACGGUAAAACAAAAACAUCUAAAAAAAGAAACACAUAUUGGUGCUCCUCUCGAGUUCCAAGUAUCCUUCAAUGAUCAACCCAACAAUGAUUUUAACACACUUUUUAGAACUCAACCUCUCUUUUCCAGACGAGAAUACUUAUCCGUCGGAGUUCCAGGCUCCUUUCAUGGUAGAGUAUUACCAAAAAAUAGCCUCCAUAUCGGUCACACUUCUUAUACACUCCACUGGCUUUCUACAGUUCCCAAACAUGUUUGUGACAAGAAAUCUCCGGCAUUGAAUAAGAGCUAUAUUCAGUGUAAUAAUUUAGUUGAUGAAGUGACUAAGGCUUACAAGAUCCAGUUCAAAAAAGACAUAGGAGGUUUUCUUGAGGCAAGGGCGGAAGAGCUUGUCUCGGGCGGAUUGAUGAUUCUAUCAGGACAAUGCUUGCCCAAUGGUAUCCCAAAGGCUUUGACAUGUCAAGGUGUUGUGAUCGAUAUGAUUGGAGAUUGUCUUAUGGAUAUGGCUAAAUUGGGAAUAACGAGCAAGGAAAAGAUCGAACAUUUCAGUUUGCCCACAUAUAUCCCGCAUAUUAGUGAAUUCAAGGCAAACAUUGAGCAAAAUGAAAACUUUACGAUCGAGACAAUGGAGGAGAUAAGUCAUCCUAUGGAUUAUAUGCCAUUAACCAACGGCUUCAUCACUUCCAUGUUUCGAGCCAUUCUCAAUACGAUUAUUGAAGAACACUUUGGAGACGGUGUGGUCAAUGAACUAUUCGAUCGACUUGCUAAGAAGCUCGACAAGUACCCGAUUAAUUUCAGAAGGUGUAAAAAGUAUGUGAACUAUUUUAUUGUGCUUAAAAGAAAAUAAAAAUGGAGAUAAUGACAACUAGUUAUGUCAUUAUUGUGUAAUAAUCAUGAUAAUAAUGUACAAAUCAUGUAAUGUGUGUGCGUGUGUGAAGUGUGUUUUUGAUUCAAUAAAAAAAAUGGUCACUUGUGCGUGUUUCAUAAA